AUGCUUUGCAGAGUAAUUUGCCCGUUGCAUACAAACUGCCGGUAUGCGGAAGUUGUUUUGACAUUUUUCGAACUCUAUUUGAAGGGGGGUCUUCGCACCGGUGAAUUGACGACCGAAGGUCAAAUUGAUGCUUACGAGCUGGGAAAAAAGCUCAAACAUUCUUACAUGGACCAACAGGCUUUUAUUUCAGGCACAUUGGACACGAAAGAGAUUUAAGAAGGUAUAGAAGAGUCAAAGAAGCUUCGUAAUCAUUUGGAGAUGAAACGAAAGCUAAAAGUGAUUCUUGGCGUGGACAGAUUGGUUGAUGACUUCAGACAAGAGGCAUUUCCUGGAGAUUGUCCGAUUUAUUUUGUCAGGGACGAUUAUUUGUCACGUCAACGGGCAAAGUUUCCAUUACCUCCGGGACUGGAUCUCCUACUUCCUGAAAUGCACCGACUUUCAGCCGAGGAAUUGUGCUACGAGUUGUUGGGCAGUAAGAGAUUGGGUGUCACAUCUCCCGUUGGUCAUGGCGCCUGUGUUUCAGAUGAUAGUGUGCAAGAUGCGCAAUUUCGAGAACUAUAUGCUUGUCACGACUCCACGUUGAUUCUGUUGCUGCUGGGUCUGGAAUGUUUUGACGGUCAGUGGCCACCAUUCGCCGCAGAUAUCAUUCUGGAGUUGUACUGUUCUAGCGAGUCACCUAGCCUCGAUUUGAGCCGUAAAGGAAAACCACAACUAACUGAGUGUCCGGACGAGACUCCGAGUCUUGUGGAACCCGAAUUAGAACAGCCCAUUGAUCCCAGUGAUCUCUGGAUUCGAGUUCUGUAUCUCGGCCGCGUGGUUCCUUUAGCCUGUUUAUGGAAACUAAAUUCAGUUGAUGUUGAAUUAACAUCUGACGGGUAUGUUCCACUGAGCGCUCUGGUAGACCGAUGGUCAGAGGCUUUGAAUUACAAGCCGCCACCGGAAGUGUCCCAGAAAUAA
Echinostoma caproni is the source of this 957-nucleotide messenger RNA. The record is from the annotation of a GenBank genome assembly. NCBI's taxonomy places the organism in Eukaryota, Metazoa, Platyhelminthes, Trematoda, Plagiorchiida, Echinostomatidae.